UAUACAAUAGGUACCCAACAUAUCGGGAAAGUGUCGGAUAUGGCAGUAUAUGAUUCCGCAAGCUAUAUGGAUCCGAGACUGGACCAGCUUGUGGUCUAUACUGCCGUGCUAGAGCAUCUGCUUAAACAGAAAAUACACUAUGAGGAAGAGCGUGACAUGGAACUGUUACGUUUAGAACGCUUUAAGUGCGAGGGUGCCAACGAAUAUCGUCUGCAUGUGCAGGAGCAGGUGGUCAAGAAAGUGCAAGCCAUGCUUCCCAGCAUUGUAUUCAAGGUGCGUAACGAGUACGAUAAGUUAGACCGGUUUCUGCACGCCCAGGAAGCUUUGAAGCUGCUCAAUGCCAAGCUUUUUGAGAAGGGACUGGAGCUGCUUCGCGCCUGCGAGGAUGAUCUUAAGCGAACUUUAUGAACGGAGUACUCUUUUGUUUAAGCAUGAAGUCAAUGGUUUCUUCCAUGUGUCUAAGUAAAAUUAAAAUGUGCUUGAUAGUCGUAUCAUUAAAUACAUCACCAUAACUAUCACCAA
Molecule: messenger RNA, 522 nt
Organism: Scaptodrosophila lebanonensis
Lineage: Eukaryota; Metazoa; Arthropoda; Insecta; Diptera; Drosophilidae
Exons: 1
Coding region: 40-408 (122 amino acids)
Biological process (GO): post-chaperonin tubulin folding pathway; tubulin complex assembly
Cellular component (GO): microtubule cytoskeleton; cytosol
Molecular function (GO): beta-tubulin binding
Source: RefSeq, a predicted model, not a curated record